This is a messenger RNA of Clarias gariepinus (North African catfish), 3159 nucleotides long. It is a transcript of the gene b3gat1b, whose product is annotated as beta-1,3-glucuronyltransferase 1 (glucuronosyltransferase P) b. Gene Ontology annotation, cellular component: Golgi membrane. The record is from RefSeq and is a predicted model, not a curated record. Bases 474 to 1460 code for a protein of 328 amino acids. Gene Ontology annotation, molecular function: galactosylgalactosylxylosylprotein 3-beta-glucuronosyltransferase activity. The transcript has 6 exons. Gene Ontology annotation, biological process: carbohydrate metabolic process; chondroitin sulfate proteoglycan biosynthetic process. Lineage: Eukaryota; Metazoa; Chordata; Actinopteri; Siluriformes; Clariidae.
UUCAUCAUGUUACAGCUCUCAUCCAGAAGCCCCCGCUCUCUUCUCUCUCCUGGCCACGUGAUGUGAAAGACAAAAACGCACUCUCAUAUUUUCAAACACUUGACUGAGGAGAUCUCGAGCCAGUUAGGUUGUAUUUUCUUCUCUUUGUUACGCUUUGCCAGUCUCCAUCAGCGGCCACAAUCGGUGCCUUUGUUGCUCGGAUGAGAGGGGACAUUCUUCCAGAGGGAUGAUUUUUCUCGUCUCUGCAGGCGCUGGCACUGCACACGUCUUCCCCCGCACCGGUCUCGGUGCCAAGCUGGAGUCCCUCUCGAGCUGACAGAUGCACACAAGCACUGCAAAGGGACAGGAUGUGCGCAUGGUGCAUAAAAUGGAAAAGCUAAACUGCUUACUCCAGCAUUUCCUCCUCAACAUGUGCGAUGACCGUAUGCUGUUUAUUAUUAGCUGAUGGCAUGACGUAAGAGCAGGACCUGGACAUGCCGAGGAGACGAGACGUCCUUGCGCUAGUGCUGAUUGUGCUACCGUGGACUUUACUCAUCAGCAUGUGGCAUCAGGGGCCUGUCACACCACAGCCUGUCUCACACAAAAACGGCAGGCAUGAGGUCAUCAACAUACGAAAUAAUCAUCCCAAAGAGAAAUGUGUCACAAGCAAAAGCACCCCCCGUGAACGUAUGUUCGGGCAUCCUCCGCCAUGGUCUGAUCUGCUGCCCACCAUCCACGUCAUCACGCCGACCUACACCCGAGCCGUGCAGAAAGCUGAGCUCACGCGUCUCACCAACACGCUCCUGCACGUCCGUAACCUGCACUGGAUUGUAGUGGAAGAUUCUCCACGCAGGACCCCACUCGUCUCCAGACUGCUGAGGAGCUCAGGGCUCAAUCACACACACUUGAACAUAGAGACUCCCCGCUUUCACCGGAUGCGCAGGGAGGCGAGGGGUAGCCGUGUACCACGUGGAACAGUGCAGAGGAACCUCGGGCUCCGCUGGCUCAGAGAAAACCUUAGCCACAGAUACCGGCAUCAGGGAGUUGUGUAUUUUGCUGAUGAUGACAACACAUACAGCCUGGAGCUGUUUGAGGAGAUGCGUUCGACCCAGAAGGUCUCGGUCUGGCCUGUCGCCUUCGUAGGUGGCCUGCGAUACGAGUCGCCUAAAAUCAACACCCUGGGGAAAGUGUACGGCUGGAGCACCGUGUUUGACCCUCAUCGACCAUUUGCAAUCGAUAUGGCAGGGUUCGCCGUAAACCUCCAGCUUAUCCUCAGUAAACCUCAGGCUUAUUUUAAGCUGAAUGGAGUUAAAGGAGGAUACCAGGAGAGCAGUUUGCUGGGCGAGCUGGUCACUCUCAGUGAGCUGGAGCCCAAGGCUGAUAACUGUACAAAGGUGCUGGUGUGGCACACUCGGACUGAAAGACCUGUGUUGGUGAACGAAGGGAAAAAGGGCUUCACUGACUUUAACGUGGAGAUAUGAAUCCAGUGAGGUAUUUAAAUAUCGAUCCCUUAACAGUUUCCUCGCAGCAUCACGGCACGUAACGUGGGACAAUGCAAUAAUGUUUUAAGAUUAAAAAAAACAAAAAAAAACAUGCACUGCUCUGAAUGGACAUUGUUCAAAUCCAAAGCCACGGAAUAAACAGCUUACGAGCACUACUGAACUUGCACUAAGCUUUACGAGCAUUUUCCAGCCGCCAUUUGCUAUCAAAGUGGAUCUCAGUUUUCUGACACUGGGGGAUCAGCGGCAGAAGAAAAAGCCCGUUGUUCGGCGUGAGUCAGCUCUGAGCAAUAGUUUCAUUAUUACAGCGAUUGUAAACGUCAUCGUUAUUUUAGACACACUGAGCCAUUGAGGUUUAAAUGACAAACACUUCUGUUUGGUGUUUUUUUUCUCGAAACUGUCCACUUCAACUGAACUAUAUUAGUCUUGGAUUAAAAAAACCCAUAGAUAAAAAUGAUAGUUUUAAUAAAAUGUUUGGAAUCCAGUUACGAGUGACAUUAAAAGGCAGCGCGCACACAGAAUUACUUCACACACGUUACACUGUUUGUGAGAAGCUCGGGCCAGUUAUGGCUAAAUGCAAAAGUUUGCACACCUCUAUGACAAAAUUAAGCAUUUUUGCCAACAUUUCACUAGGUUCUUUAGUUUUAUCCAUACACUGAAAAUUUAAAUUGUGCAUUAGGUAGAUAUUUACUGCGGUAUACAGCAGACCUAGAGACCAGGUCUCAAAUAUUUUUAAGCUGAUUUUGUCAUAUGUUUUGCACAGGAUCCACAGUGUUGUAUUUUCGGUCACAAAUUCAGUCACACAUUUUAUUUUGUUACAUAUUUAAUUUAUCACAAAUGUAUUUUUAAAAUAAAAUAAAUUAUGUUAUAAUGAGUAAAAACAAUUACACUUAUUGCACAAUUUACAGGGGUGCAACCUUAUAAGGCCAUGACUAUUUUUAUUAUCUCAAAAUGUGAUUUUUUAAAUAGAAUUAAGGGGGGAAAAUCAAUGGAUAAAAUUUAUAUAUGAAAAAUAUAUAAGAAGAAAUAAACUAAUAUACUUUAAAAAAAAAUUUAAGUGAACACAGUUCUGGUUUGACUUUAACCAUAAAAACAGAUAAGAGGGUGUUCAAGUCAAACCAGGACUUUUAGGUGUUCCCUUAAAUUUUAUUCAUUUAUUUUUCUAUUUGUAUUUAUUUUUCCUUAUUAAAAAAAACAGCCCUUUACUUCUAUUGCAUACACGUGGAUAAAACUAAUAUUAAAAUAGAGUUGGGUGGAGAUACAUCACAUUUAAAUCUUCAAUAAUUCUUUCUCAAAAUACAGUGACAACGUCCUGCUGUGGAUGUACUUUCCUCUGUACUUAUUUUUGAUUUCUACAGUAUGUGAAACAUUUGCAUUUUUUUUUUUUUUUUACUGAAAAUUUUACAAAAGAUUUGGCAAAACUAUACAGCUUUGUGGAAGUCCUUUAACUUAUUUGACAUGGCAGCGUUUUAUUAUUUAUUUCCUUACAGUAUGAAUAACAUUAGUGAAGAAACAAUGACUGUCACAACUUCCUCCAUCGCUGUUUGUUUAAUAGAAAAGUCUUAAUUUUGUCAUUUCUAGUUGUCAUGCCUUGCUAUUUGUUCUAAUGUUUUAACGUCUUUCUUUGGGAAAUGAUUCUGUGUAUUGAUUUUAUUCAUUUUAUUUAAGACAGAAAAGAAAA